Cyclopterus lumpus (lumpfish) is the source of this 5306-nucleotide messenger RNA. RefSeq lists its product as uncharacterized. The transcript has 8 exons. The record is from RefSeq and is a predicted model, not a curated record. NCBI's taxonomy places the organism in Eukaryota, Metazoa, Chordata, Actinopteri, Perciformes, Cyclopteridae. Bases 1682 to 5140 code for a protein of 1152 amino acids.
CGGGUCUCUCCGCCAGUCGCAGCCGGAGAAGAGUAUCGACAGCACGCAUUUCCUGGAGCUCUCCGUUGUUACGUGAAACAGAAAAAUGCGCAAACAUUUGUUUUAUCCUGGGAGAAUGGCCGUUUCAUUCCGUAAGGGACCACGGGGAUUUCUCCGUCAGGAUCCGACUGACGCAGCCAAAGUCCUGAAAGACAACCCGUCUCUGCAGGACAAGUCUGCACCUGUCAAGGAGGAGCUGGUCAGGCAAAAUGCGCUGACUGUGGUCCGCCAGAGAGGAGGAGACCCUUCAGAUAAAACUGAAGUGUCUGGAGAUUACAUCCUGCAGUUUGGGAAGUACAAGGGGAAGUCCUUCCGCUGGCUUCUGGAGAAUGACAUUGGGUAUACCAUCUACCUGAUCAGGAACCAGCAAAAGGAGGAGGCUGCAGGAUUGUUCAUGGCAGCGGGGCACAACAAGGACAGCCUACUGUCAUUUGUGACCUAUUCCCUCAUCUUUCCAGAAAUCCAAUCUCUUCUCAGCUAUGAGGAACAAAAGCCAGUUGUGACAGCAGCAGCAUCGGAGGACGACCAGCUGGUUGGUUUUGGCUCUCGUGCCAACAACACCUGGCGAGAGAUUUGGGACAGCAGGGAGGAUGGCUAUUCAUCCUUCAUUGUGAAGACAAAGUGUGCUGCGGGGACAAAGAUGCACAAGCUCCAACUCUACCUCCAGAAGAAGCUGCAUCCACCCACCGUGUCCUCUCUGAUGACACACGCCUCACAUGCUCCUGCUGAAGCCAUUGUGAUGGAUGAAGAUGAAGAGCUGGAGAGAGCGAUGCUGGGUAUCUCUCCUUCCAAGCAACACGUGCAGAGCUCUGUUUUUGCAUCAUCCUCAUCGUCAUCAUCUGCCAGAGAACGACAGCCUUUGAGAAGAGAAAGAGGUCUUUAACCCAAAGCGUCCUGCCGUCGACCGACACAACUGGGACCAUGAAUUCUUAUCCCACAUGAAGCAUGACUAUUCUCAUCCCGUCUCAUGUUGACCACGUUCUGGUCAUGUUUGUCUUUUGGUGUUCUACCUAUUGUCCUAGUGACUAUGAAUUGAUUCCAGUCAUGAUGAGGGUACGUAUCAGUCUUUGUUUUCUUAUAUGGAUGAAAAGAAAAAAAUGUACAUGUGAAACUGAUGUGUUACUAACACCUGAUUGCAUGUGUUUGAUGUGUUUGAAGUGUGUCCUGUUGCUUCCCCUGCCUAGGUUAAAUCACAAUGACUGGCUACUGAAUAUUAACCCAUUCCAACAUAAACACAUGUAUGAAUGAAGUAUAUUCUUUAUAUAAUAAUGUUAGAAACAGUCAGUUUGAUUGGAUUUGGCAGAAAAAAGCAGGUGAAGUAAAGAUAUUUUUUGCCUUUACUAACAGUAGUUUUUUGUGUAUUGUCAAAAUAUCAAUAACAAACAAGGGUAUAAAUAACAAACAAGGGUUUUUCCGUUCCAGUACCAUCUGCUACACUGGCUGCACCAGCCAAGGCUAAGGGUUCACAAGUAGAUGGUAAAUGUAUCAACAUUAUGUCUAUUCAUUGAAACAUUAUCUGUCAUAUUGACUGUGCUUAUAUUAGUUAUAAACCAUGAAUUGAUUCUUGUUUUGUGAUCCUUCUCUCCUUGCAGCCCCUGCAUUACCAUCCGUAAAGAGACCUGUGCCCGUUCCCCAGGAGCUCAUGUGUCUGAUGCCCGAAGGAGCAGCUCAUCUGUCAACAGAGGCGACUGCCACAGUUCCUGGAUCAGAGGAGCUCCUGAUUUCUCCUGAGACGUCUGCAGAGCCCGGUCAACUGCCAACUCCACACAGAGAUCAAAGUGAGCCUUUACCCAGGCCAAUAGCUGUCCCCACCUGUCCUCCUCCACAGCUUCCUGGCUACGACCACGAUGUCAGCCAGUGGAACUGUUCACAGCAGCAGAGGAUCUGGAUGAAGACGGAGCUGGAAUCUAUGGGUCUCUGGCCAGGUUCCAUUCCUGUGCGGAACCCCAUGAAGAUGGUGUCAUUGUGGCGUUUGCCUCCCCAGCCUGAAUUGAUUGACAGCAUCUCCGAUCUUCCUUCCCCAAAGUACUUUCAGCUCCAUCCAUUUUUUAUAUGGAAGCCAGAGAACAAUAACCUCAUGGGGAGGAUGAGGAACAACGACACUCUGCCGUGUAUGGGAGGUUGUGCACGGCCUCAAGUUGCCUCUGCAGGUGUUGGUAGACCUCGUGUCGUUGUUGGCAUCACUGGACAGUACUACCUGUUGUCAUCCAGGCUGUGCUGCAAAGUGUGCAAAAAAAAGUGGUACGCUGACAACCCACUGUGGCUUGACAAACUCCCAAAGAGGUACACAAACCUCUUGCCAGCCAUCCUGACGUACAAGAAGGCAAUAUGUAAAUCCGUCAUGGACGAGCUCAGGCGGACAGGUAACUCCCCCAGCGGCAUGACAAAGCAGGUAAUGGAGGUGAUGCACUUGAAGUUUGAACGGGCUCACCUGGCCCACCUCCUCAGCUGCCAAAAUGUCAUGGAUGGGGAGGCAGGACAGUAUGACCAAAGAACCAUCACUCAGUUCUUGCGACAGGAAACAAAGCCGGCUCCCUUCGGCGAGUACAGUGAUUCAGAUGGCUGGAACGGGAACAUUGUGUCUUCUCACUACCUGGCUGACUGCUUGCUGCACGAGUACCAACACCAGGAGAGUGCCAUCAACACACUUUUACAGGGGACCUUUGGACAGGCUUUCCGCUCAGACCACACCCGCAAAAUUGCGAGGAAGGUCACCUUUUCAUCCGGCACCAUGUCCUCGUAUGCGGUCAUGAAUGAGAACUGGAUGAUCCUUUCAUGGGUGAUGGUGCAGUCUGAGACGGAGAAGUCCCUGAAGCCCAUGCACGAGGGACUAGCACGGCGCUACAGCACAGCAGGCAUAGAGAAGGCACAAUACCACUGGGUAGACAGGGAUUGCUGUGCAGCAUUCAAAGUGGCAGAAUCGUAUGCAGGAGAGCAUCUGAACUGGGAUUCUUGGCAAACAACUGAUGCCAUCGUUGCCCAGGCUACUUCUGGUAACCUGCUGAACACGUGUGCGUCACGGUCCCAUUUCAGUGCCAACUUGAGCAUCAAGCUGGACUUAUUCCACUGCAUGAGGAGGUUCCUCCGUGAGUGUGUGACAGAGCAUCAUUCACUGUACAGUUCUUUUGCUCAGUUCCUGUCUGCAGCCUUUUCUGUGGUGGAUCAGGAAGACCUGCAGAGGCUUAAAGACGCCUAUGCCUUCUGUGGGAUUCAGCCUGCCAUCCCAACCAAGCCACACAUUCGGGAGCACUGCAGGACCAGGAUCACACAGCCGGAGGAGCUCAUCAAGAGGGUGGAGGGAGUUUUACAGCAGUUUCACCUGGCCAGUGAUCCAAAUGGCGCUCCUCUCUUCAAGCCCUCAAUGCUGAAGCUAUGGCGGAUCCAGCGGGUGCACAUCCUGCGAGGUUGCCUGAGUGAUCCCGUGGUUGAAGGAGGGAUUUUGUACAGGCAUGGAGGAUCUCUGCAGCUGAAUCAUGUGCAGGGUGAAGGGGCCAGAGUUCCCAUUUGGAUCCCCAUCAGAGGCACAUCCCAGCAGGAGGGAUAUCACUUCCACCAGGCUCAGUGGGUCACUGGAACACGUGUUUCCCCAGAGCUGUUUCAAGCACAGGGGAUGACUGGCGUGGCGCGGUGGAAUUACCAGCACCUGGUGGACUUGAAGCAGCCUGGUGUCCACCUCCCAGCCGUCUUUGAUCCUGCAUUAAUGGCCCAGCUCAACGCAGUCUCCGAACGGGAGUUGGGACACAUGAAAUAUCCAGCAUUUCAUCUCUCUAGCAGAGACACUGGAGAGAAGUUUGGCCUGCAGUACUCUGAGCCAGGUUGCCGCCCAAUUCCUGUGGACUGGGACAAGCACAGGACCAAGACAGACUCUGCCCCGGCCCUGAGUCCACCUCCUCAAAGCAGCGCGCCGACUGCCCAGUCAUCCUCAUCCUCAAUGGCACCCCUGAAGCUGUUUCAGUUUCCUCCACGCCCUGCUGCAGAUUCUGCUGUCAAACCAGACGUGACUCCCGGGCCUCAGACAGAUCCAGAAACAUGUCGGCCGUCUCUGCCCCUGCUGUCCUCACCGACUGCCGCUCGCACUGGACCUGUGAAGACAGGAGGGAGAGUGUUUGUGUUGGACCACAAGCGGUGGCCGGCACCCAUGAAGGCAGCUAUUGACAACCUGCUCAAUGAACACCGUGGGAUGAAGGACAUGCUCAAGCUUGUGGACCAGGGCUAUGCUGCUCUAGUUCACAACUCCUGUACAGACCCAAACAGCAUGCUGCACCCAACAACAAAACAUCACAUCUUACAAUAUGUCAAACACCUCUGCAAAUUACUAAACACCAGCUCAUCUUUGAACACCAGCCCAGAAAAACUGCAAGAGAGGCAGGAACUCUGGCACUCUCUGACAAAGGGCAGUGAGACUACCCGUGUGCCAGUUGUAACUAUGCCUGUUGCAGUCGUUAACCCACCGCCACCUGGUCAGACCCUUACGAAAGCCUCCAUUGAGGAAAUUGUCCAAAACAUCCUAGACAAGCAACAGCAGCAUCAGCAGCAACAACAACAACAACCAGUGCACAAAAAGAAGCAGACAAAAACGUGCCUGUCCUGUGGCCAGCCAAAGUCCAGGUAUGAGAAUGAUGGUUCCUCCAUCCACUUCUUUUACCAGCAGGGCCCCGUCAGGUACUUUUACUGCUCCAAUAAAGUUUUUAAAGCUUAUGGUGCUGAAGGUCUGACAAACCCCAAAAUGCCCUUUAAAGACUUUGCAGGAACAAAGUUCUUUCAGCAGGAACUGUAUUCCACAAAGAAAAGGGUGGAGGAGAGAGGCCAGCAAAAGAGGAAGAGGACUGAAUCUCAGCACACGGAAUCCCGAGACACUGAAUCCCAGCACACUGGUCCAAGGUGUCGCUUCUGUAGGAUGGGACUGAAGCAGGGCCCAAACAGUCCUCAUAUUCACACCGGGUUCCCUGGAGUAACAGGGAAGUACGUGUAUUGCCCUGCUAAAGUAUGUUCCCUGUACAAAGACCAGGGCAUGGGGAAGGAGAUGACAUGGAGAGAGUUCCAGGUGUCUGCCUUUUAUGAGACAGAAAAAAACAGAUGGGCAGUUGAAAAGAGAAAAUAAGAGAAAUGGGGAGUGUUCUGUCAUGUAUAUAUUCUCUCUUUUUAAUAUUUACAUUCUUUUUAUUAUAUUUUUUGUACAAAUUUGUGUUGUGUUUGUUUGACCUUGCACUAUGGCCUCUGUUCAAUAUUUACUGUCCCUGUUGUGGUGAAUAAAUAUAUUUCAUGGA